UGUGCAUUGAACAUAUCCCCAAUAUUGGCUAUUGGACACUCCCGAAUGUCCACAACUGCAUCGCUCCACAAUCCACUCACAUUAUGAGUAUUCUGCCACAGUAAAAGAUGGCUAUAUAAUCCUUGUACGCGGAGACGGUCGUAAUUCACUGAUCAUUUAGAAUGAACCCCCUCAUCUUCACCAACGCUUUUGCAUCCGUUCACAUCGGCGUCAAAGAAUGUUUUUGCGGCAAACCGACUAUUGAAGAUCACGAUUUCUACUUCUGUUCUCCUGGAUGUGCUCGCGCGGAUUCCUUGCGCGCUCUAGGCGGUCAAGGUCACUGCCAUUAUCGCAACGUCAUGCAGAGAGCACAUGUCAACUCGGCUGCUCCAGAGCGUGGGCUAUCAAGGCACAAAUCCGCGCACCAGCUUCGCAGUCCUUCGACCUCGAGGCAUGUCUCCGUGUCACAGCAUCCUCUGCAUUAUCCCAAGGCAACGAAGGCCUUGCCCACAAUUGAAGAAGUCACGAGUACUCUUCUCGAUCGACAAGGAAGACAUGAAGGUGGAGACACUUCUGCUCACGGUCCUCGGCGGCCCUUCGAGUCACGGAACGAAUCAGUUGAUGGACAACGAUCCCCUCUUCCUCAGCGGACCCUCAAGCGCUCGUUACCGUCCGAAGCAGGGCUUAACAAGAAUAUUCGUAAUUCGAUCGUUGCUCUUUUCCACGACAAACAGACUUCCCAGCUUGAUGCGAGGAUUCGAAAAGAGUCGUCGAUAACGGGAGCGAUCUUACAAGAAAUGGAAGAGGAGGACGAGGAAGAGGCUGCUUGGCAGAAACUUCUGAACCGCACGGAGGACAGGUCAAGGCCCCCUACCUUGGUUCACCAUCAAGUCAGACAGACCGCUGCUGCCCAGCAAUCACGUCUCAUUCGUCGCUCGGCUUCGUUCGCGGGCUCGAGCAGCCAAAUUGACGACAAGAGAGGAACUGUAAUGGAGGUAGUGUUCCAACUUCGUCAAGCGUGGAACGAAGCUGGAGACGUUAUGCCGGACUUUGAUGAGAGGUCAGACGAUGAGGAUUGUUGAAACCACAUUUUGGAGUGCUCUAGCCAGGUCCAGAUCUGCGUUUGAUUGAAAUCUUGCAAGAGAUAGACUGCUGAACCCUCCGAUGUAUGAUAUGAAUAUACAACAUUAUGUACUGUGCUGCGAUCACUUAUUGACUACUUAUUACACACCUACUACCUAUGCCACGACUCGAAGAACGAUUUCUCUUCCUACUCAUUGCACAACUACUUAUGCCACGACCCAAACAACGAUUUCUGUAUUUUUGGCUUCUCAACAUUAUGUACUUAUGAGGACUCGAAAGCAACCCAUUUUCUCUCUUAUCUCUGAGAGAUUUAUGGGAGAAGGUAAAAAUGACGGAGACUCAAAAGUGUCGGAGCCUCAUUGGUGGUGAAUU
Molecule: messenger RNA, 1434 nt
Organism: Suillus bovinus
Lineage: Eukaryota; Fungi; Basidiomycota; Agaricomycetes; Boletales; Suillaceae
Exons: 3
Coding region: 162-1061 (299 amino acids)
Source: RefSeq, a predicted model, not a curated record